ACAGUAGGCCGACGCUGUAACGCACACCGGGAGUCAUGUGACGGUCAUAUAGUACAACUCAGGCAGCUCCCAGCCCAGACGGAUCGCUGCUGCCGCGCUGCAUGGCGAGUCUCGCGGGCACCAGCUGCUCUGGCAUUCGGACCGCCGCGUCGGAUGCAACGGAUGGAAACAUCACGCCGCGCGCCUCAUCGAACAAGACACACUGUAUCCGGACUGAAGACCUUGGAUUUGUCUCGUCGCUGGGCUACCGGCUGUCAGACAUGGUGACAGACCUGAGCUCCUACCAGGUGAUGCCGUCACCGUUUUCGGAGGACGACCGGAGCGAGUCAUCCAGCCCUCGUUCUUGUUCCAGCCCCGACUCCCAGGUGCUCAGCUCCAGCUACGGUAGCAACUCCAGUGCCGAGAGCCAGGACAGCAUCCUGGAUCACCUGCUGUCCCAGGCCUCUUUAGGGGGUGCCAACAGUGUGCUGGCGGGGUCUGUUGCACCUAUACCAUUAUCUACUUUCUUUCGGGAGUCACGGAGAGACAUGCUUCCCAAACGCCAGCCUGUGAAAGAGGAACAUUUUGACUUUCUAUCCUGGGCCAAUGUAGAGACUGAGGAACAACUUGGAGGGUCCUUCCAGCCCACACUGGAAGAGAUCGAAGAGUUCCUAGAGGAAAACAUGGAGGUGGUAACAAUGAAGCAGGAAAUCCGAGAGAGUUGUCCGGGAGUUGGAGUUGGACUGGACAAGGCUCUUGGUCUAGAAGUUGACCUGGAGUGGUGCAGGGAUGCCUCCUCUGAGCCUAAGGCAGAGCCAGAGGCCAAGUAUUCAGACCAAACUGUGCCCACCUCCAGCAGUGCUGGCCUGGCCACUGCUGCCUCCAGUGAGACCAAGACUACAUCAGUUAACCCCACCCAUGAAUCCAGCACAGCAGCCAGGAAGUCAACGGACAACAGAACUUCGUCAGAAGACAGCGUCCCAAACGAUAGCGGGAUGCCCGUUGUCGUACAGAUUCAGCCCCUUCACAUCAAGCAGGAGCCCACGGUAGCACCUGUUACCCCAGUUGUACAGCCCCCACCGUCCACCCCAGCCUCAGACAUCAAAAUUGCACAGCUACUGGUCAACAUCCAUGGUCAGACUUUUGCCCUGGUGCCCCACAUCCUGCCCUCCACUAGCCUUAACGUCUCCUCCAAGUUUGUACGCAUUGCUCCAGUCCCCAUUGCGGCCAAACCACUGGGGGAUAGCUCAGCCGGCCAGGGCUCAGGGAUACUCAUUGGAGGUCAAAAGUUCCAGAAGAACCCGGUGGCAGAUCUUAUCAAAAUGCACAAAUGCACUUUCCCUGGCUGCACCAAAAUGUACACCAAGAGUAGCCACCUGAAAGCUCACCUGAGGAGGCACACGGGGGAAAAGCCUUUUGCCUGCAACUGGCAAGGCUGUGGAUGGAGGUUUUCCCGGUCCGACGAGCUGUCCCGACACCGGCGCUCCCACUCGGGAGUGAAGCCCUACCAGUGCCUGGUGUGUGAGAAGAGGUUCGCCCGCAGCGACCACCUGUCGAAGCACGUCAAAGUCCACCGCUUCCCCCGGAACAGCAGGACGGUCCGCACGGCGAACUGACGCUGCGGGGAACGCUGCGAUUUGUCAUCGCAGAUAUCUGCAAGUCCGCUCGAUUGCGAGCGUGGAAGCCGGCCCGGCUUUUUGUUUCAGCAGUUUGUUUUAUCAUAAUUUAUUGUCCAAAAAGUAAACCAGCCCGGUUGCCGUCCUGUCAGAGUCCAGCUGAAGGUUUUUGGUGCUGCUGGUGCCUUUUUUUUCAUCCUGUUGGGAUUAUUUGAUAUCUUUGGUAACAGCACACGCGACAUGGAUCAAAGCAACUGCCUUUUAUCUUCCUGGAACCUGACAACGUCUUGGACGUUCCUCCUCUCACGCAAUGUUUAGGAAGUCAAGGGAAGUUCAUUGGGAUUGUCGUUAUCAGUAUCAGUAUCAGUACCAGUAUCGUUUUUCAUUGACAGUAGACUUGAAUACAUUUAAACUUUGAUUUACAUGACAAGACCCGUGGGAUCUCGCCAAAGUCUAAACUGGUUCGGCACUGAAAGCUCUUAUCUCCAGAUUUCAUCAUUUGGAUUUUGUAUUUUUCAUACAUGAUUUCUAUUCUCACCGGUUAAAUGUGUUUAUGGGUUUUACAAAUAUUUGACCCUUAGAAAAGGGUUUGUGAAUAAAUCGUGAAACUCAAAUCUGGUCCUAAAACCAGCAACCCCCCCCUUCAAAGCUCCAUCCAACCUCGUUCUAUACCGGCGUGUCCCUCACAGCAGAGUCACACAGCGAUGUUACAAAAACUUUGUAAAGCUGAUGUGACACGAGGAAUGAAUGUUGGGAUCAGUGUUAUGUGAUCGUCGUUACGUUUGUUUCAUGAAGUCACGCGUGUCUCCACGCUGCUCUUCUACCUGUAUCUCUUCUCUGGCCUUACUCUACCGCAAAGUCCUUACUGGAGAGCCAAACCGUUUGGGAAAGCAGACUUUCCAGUGAUCCAUAUUUUAAUUGAGCGUAUAAAUGACCCGUGUAGCUUGGUGCACAGCCUGAAUGUGUCAGUCUGCUACAAUCACUCUGACUAUUCUUUUGCCGACGACACGAAUCUGCCUCAUCUCUGCUUCAUUUGUUACUGAGACACCCCGACGGCCUUUGACCUCAGCCGGCCGUCACUUUAAGGCGACGUCAAUGGACGCGCUGUGGUGCUGAACAACCCGGACAGUGUGCUUCUGGGAAAUGAAGUCAUGUCAUUCCUCCUGGCGGCACGCCUUGGACUCGCUCUGGAACGCGGAUAGCUAUUGCUAUGUCAUGACAAUGCUGUCCACGUGUAAUUCACGCAUGUAUUCAUGCAAGAGGCCGGCCGGGGGCUACACAACGUUGCGCAUCAUUCCUUUCAUUCAAUUUUUGAAUUUUGAAUGCUUGUUUGAACACAGGUGUUCUAUCGCAUCCUAUGAAUGUAUGUAAAUAUUCAGCAGUGUACAUUGUGGCAUCCAGGAAACCCAGAGAGACGACUCUGAUACCACAUCAUGGAUCAGUGCUUGUGAAGAUUUCUAGUCUAAACUCUAAAUGUGUACAUAACUUACCGUUUCAGUACAAAUAAAUAUAUUAUAUAUUUUU
This is a messenger RNA of Gasterosteus aculeatus aculeatus (three-spined stickleback), 3119 nucleotides long. NCBI's taxonomy places the organism in Eukaryota, Metazoa, Chordata, Actinopteri, Perciformes, Gasterosteidae. The record is from RefSeq and is a predicted model, not a curated record.